Messenger RNA from Ixodes scapularis (black-legged tick), 1629 nucleotides. RefSeq names its product cytochrome P450 3A14. Gene Ontology annotation, molecular function: heme binding; iron ion binding; oxidoreductase activity, acting on paired donors, with incorporation or reduction of molecular oxygen. The transcript has 14 exons. The record is from RefSeq and is a predicted model, not a curated record. Bases 1 to 1566 code for a protein of 521 amino acids. Lineage: Eukaryota; Metazoa; Arthropoda; Arachnida; Ixodida; Ixodidae.
AUGCUGAACCCGGCUGCGAUGCUUCUUUUUACGGUCUUGAUUCUUCUCGUCGUCAAGGUCUUAAGAUGGCGACGCAGGACGUUCUGCUACUUCAAGGAUCUCGGAAUUCCUGGUCCUAGUCCAAACCUGAUUUGGGGAAAUCUCCGGGAAUACCACGAAAAAGGUUUGUUCCAGGCCCUCGAUAAAUGGUGCAAGCAGUAUGGCGACGUAUUCGGAUUUUACAAUGGUGAUGUGCCAGUGAUAGUUGUGAAGGACCUCGAUUUCUUGCAGUACGUCUUCGUCAAGAGCUCGUCAAAUUUCACAGACCGUGGAGUGACCAUUCGAUCGGACGAGAUUCAUCCAUACCUCAGUCAGUGUCUGGUUCAUGCCAAGGGCACACAUUGGAAGAGCACGCGUCAGUGCGUUUCCUCCGGUUUCACAAGCUCCAAAAUCAAGCAGAUGAUGGGCCACAUCGCACAAAUGUGUGAUGUGUUCAUGGAUGUCCUCGGCGAGGAUGCUGACAACGGCAGAGAGGUUCAUAUGGUCAGCAAGUUCCAGGGGCUCACGAUGGAUUACCUCGGCCGAGCAGCUUUCGGAAUUGACACGAGUUUCCAGCGUAAUCUGAACCACCCAUUCCUCAUCACUGCCAAAGAGGCCGCACAUGGGCUCAUGACCGGCCCGGUUCACAUGUUGGCUCAGUGCACGACUUCGUUUGGAAAUUUGGCUACUCCGCUGCUAUGGCUGAAUUGGAUUUUCGGGUCAUUUCCAGUUCGAAAGUUUGCCGAACACGCGGCAAAGGUCAUUCGCCUGCGGAAAAACAACCCUGAACUACGAAGAAAUGACAUACUUCAAAACCUUAUUGACGCAGAGUAUGAGGAACUUCCGACGACUCCAAAGACGGUUUCUGAACAAACGAAGACCACUGGGACUCUAGGCAGUGACAAGAUAAGGAGACUACGUUUUGAAGAAGUGGUGAUGAACACGACCCUUCUAUUCCUCGCCGGGUUUGAAACGACUGCGACUGCACUAUGCUACGUCACGUACGCACUCGCAAAAUACCCGGGUGUUCAGGAGAGAGUUAGAAACGAGGUGAAUGAGGCACUCCACGGCUCGGGAUGUCUUGAUUAUGAGGCCGUGACACAGAAACUGAAGUACCUCGGACAGGUUGUGAAUGAGGCGCUGCGGCUUUGGCCGCCUAUACUCACAUUUAGCACAAGGCAGGCGACAGAAGACUUCGAGUACAAGGGCAUCAAGUACAGGGCCGGCACUUGCAUCAUGUCCCCCACCCUUCAGAUCCACAGGGACGCGAGAUUCUUCGCCGAUCCCACGAAGUUUGACCCAGACAGGUUCAGCGCCGAGAAUGACGGAAGCUUUCCAAAAAUUGCGUACCAGCCCUUCGGCUUGGGACCCAGAAAUUGUGUCGGUUCUAUGCUCGCGCUGUUGGAAAUCACCUACACAAUUGCAAUGAUGACACACCGUUACCGUUGGGAACUAGGCCAAUCUCAAAAGGGAGAAAUGCCCCUGGACCAGUAUGCCAUGGUGUCAAUUCCUGGAAGGGGGCCUUGGAUUGUCUUCCACAGAAUAUGAGGACGCCGGUAAAAUUGUUACGAUAUCCAAAGCUAUUAAAAUAUAUUAUCAUUUUAUUAUCCA